UCAUCCUUUGUUUCCCUUUUUCUCAUUUCUUUCUUUCUCACUGUUUUUGGCUUACUUAAAGUCGCAAACUUUGCUUCAAAUUCAACCCACCUCUCUUCUCCCUCCUCUGCAGAUUCUCUUCCCUUAGAACCAAAUCUCCCCCCCAAAUUCUCAGUCUUCUGGGUUUCGGAUUCAAAUGGAAGGCGGUUCCGCGAGUGGCUCGGCUUCGACUUUGUCAAACGAUGAAAAUCUCGUUGUCUCUUGCGAGGAUUCUUCUUCCCCGGCAGAGAAUGAGCUCGAGCUCGGUCUUACGUUGAGCAUCGGUCCAAAGGGUAAUCGAGAUUGCAGGGUUUCUUACGCUGAUGAUUCUUCAUCUUCGUCAUCUUCUUCCCUGAGCAGAGCUAGCGUAACUGCUGGGAUCAAGAGAACAGCUGAUUCCAUGGCUGCAACUAGUGGGCAAGUUGUGGGAUGGCCACCAAUAAGGACUUACAGGAUGAACAGUAUGGCUAACCAAGCCAAGACAUUGGCUAUGGAAGAUUCGAACACAGAGACUCGUCAAGAAGUAAACAAGAAUAUAACUGAUGCGACAAAGAUGAGAAAUUCGAUGUUUGUGAAGGUGACUAUGGAUGGCAUUCCAAUCGGAAGAAAAAUCGAUCUGAAUGCUCAUAAAUGCUAUGAAUCGUUGUCCAGCACUCUGGAAGAAAUGUUUUUGAAACCCAAAACAGGUUCAAGCACACGAGAAACCGAUGGUCACGUUGAAAAACAGCUCAAGAUACUACCAGAUGGGUCUUCUGGAUUAGUACUUACAUACGAAGACAAGGAAGGAGAUUGGAUGCUUGUCGGCGAUGUUCCGUGGGGGAUGUUUAUUGGUUCUGUGAAAAGGCUCCGGAUAAUGAAAACAUCAGAAGCUACUGGUACAGCUCAAAUGUUCUUAUGAAGCGAAUAAUAAUCUACAAGAACCCUUUAUAUUUGAAGCAAUAAUAAUACAGAUCACAGAUCAAAGGGAAGACAAAAACAGUGUAAGAAACCUUCUUCUUCUUCCUGCUUCUUCUCUUUACAGUUUUUGGCUCUGCCAUUCUUUUAGUUAGUGGCAUGUUCUCUUUGUAAAUCACAUUUGACAAGCUAUAACAAAAGUUACAAAACUCUGUUUUGCACA
Messenger RNA from Eutrema salsugineum, 1135 nucleotides. RefSeq names its product auxin-responsive protein IAA11. The record is from RefSeq and is a predicted model, not a curated record. Gene Ontology annotation, cellular component: nucleus. Gene Ontology annotation, biological process: regulation of DNA-templated transcription. Gene Ontology annotation, molecular function: protein binding. Bases 176 to 916 code for a protein of 246 amino acids. The transcript has 5 exons. NCBI's taxonomy places the organism in Eukaryota, Viridiplantae, Streptophyta, Magnoliopsida, Brassicales, Brassicaceae.